Messenger RNA from Scomber japonicus (chub mackerel), 1769 nucleotides. RefSeq names its product coiled-coil domain containing 92Ba (gene ccdc92ba). The record is from RefSeq and is a predicted model, not a curated record. The transcript has 4 exons. NCBI's taxonomy places the organism in Eukaryota, Metazoa, Chordata, Actinopteri, Scombriformes, Scombridae. Bases 361 to 1260 code for a protein of 299 amino acids.
UUUCACACUGUGGGCGAGAAAGAGAGGUGCGCAUGUAGAAAAAAAAAUGGACUGCGCACUUUGGUCUCUUUGGCUUUAUUUAUGAAAACGUCCUCGUGCAGCUGAUCAUGCUCGACGCCGAUGUUGGUUUCGCAUUUUUACGCAGCCAUCCAGCCUCUUCCUCCUCUGAUCAAAAGGCGUCACAUGCAGCAGAUGAGCACUUCAGUGCUUCAGAUAACAUGUCUUUGGGUGAAUGCCGCAGCCUACAGCUUUUGGACCAGCACCGGAGGCCAGCAUGCCCAGAGGAGAGGACGUUUUUAUAACGCUUACGAAUCAUAUUUCUUAAAUUUUGGGAGUUAACAUCAAUUUAAAGACGUGGCCAUGGGUGAUGAGAGCGCCUUGUCUCGGCAGGUGGAGAGUGUGGAGAGGAGCGUGGUGUUCCUCAGGCAGGAGCACCUCACUUUGCUCCACGGCCUCCACCUGGAGAUCCUCUCCCUGCAGAAACGAUGCUCAGAGUUGACGAGUGACCUGAAGGUGAAGCCUCCAGGCAGAAGCCAAAUAGAGUUACAGGAGGAAGAGGAGCUCCUGGAGGCCCGCUGUCAGGAUGUAGAGGACCGUUUGGCCGAGCAGGAGUGCACCUUAGGAGAGCUUCGUAAGGAGCUGGGUCACAAGGGGCUCUUGGUGGGAGCCCUCAGAGGCAAUCUCAAGGAAAAGGAGCGCCACUUCCUGGAGGAGCUCAAGCGCCGCAGCCACUGCUCCACCAUCCUGAACACGGAGCUGCAGAAACAAACAGAGGCAGCAGCAUACCUCUCCUUCCAGCUGCAUGCUGCCAGGCAGAAACUGCACCACCAGCGGAUGCAGCAGAGGCAGGGGCUCCUCGCCAGAGCCAGCAGUCAGGGGGCCCAGUACAGCGGCGAGCAGAACUCAGUCUCUCCACUGAUGCCACCAGGAGCCUCCCCUUCAUCUCCGGUGGUUAAACCCAAGCGCAAGAGCACUAGGUCAGCCUCGAGAGUGGAGCGUGCCCGGGAGUGUGUGCCGAUGGAGAAAGUGAUGGGCCCUGCAGAACCCACAGCCAUGCCGGACCCCGCACUCUUCCUCCACCCCCGCAGGCACAGAGCCCGCUCCAGGCACAGUCUGGCACACAGACCGCCUCCAAUGAGCCUGGCAAAGGAAGAUGAGGAGGAAGAAGGUGGGGAUGGGCCAGUGGAGCCUCAAGAGGAAGCUGCCAGGCUGGUGUCUUCAGCUGCAGCGCCCCCUGCUGCUGAGACCAAGGCAGAUUAGCAACUACUGUGACCUGUGCUUUAAAACUACAGUUUGAUCACUGUAAUUAUCUUCUGUCAGACUGUUAAUACUGUUAACUGUUGUUCUGCACCUUGACUGAAUUGAUACUGGGACUGGUUUUAGCUAUUGAAUUAUAGUACACUUAGCAUAGACACUUUUUUAAUAAGGACUUUGAUAUAACCUUACUUAAGAACUCGCAAAGCAAAACUCAGUAAGUGUCACUUUAAGUCGGUCUUAAAUGAAAUUAGAAUUAUCUGUUUACACUGGUGUCACAUGCUCUGUAUACUGUGGGGCCUUAUUUGAAAGCAAUCCCUUUUUCAUUUAUGGUGACAGUGAGGUUGACAGUGGCCCUGCCAACUGUGACUUUUCAAGGCAAACCAUAAAUCAUCCCAUGUGGCUAAAUGUUUGUGUGGCCAUUGACCGAGUGACAGCUGAAAAUGUCUGAGGUGGGGGGGUUGGUCACGACUGUGUGAGUUCGUCAUGUGAAAAAAUAUUGGUUUGAAGGAAGA